AUGAAACUUUCAAUUUCGGUUUUGGGAGCGGUUGCUUUCGCUCUUUUUGGCUGUGCCGACGCAGCGGUCCAUUCUGCUAAGCUCAACAAGAUUCCCGUCGAGGAAACCUUGGCGGCUCACCGGUUUAAGGAGUACACUUCUGGUCUUGCUGCCAAGUAUUUAACGGCUUUUUCAACUUCCGAAGGUAUUACCGACCAAACCCAGCAACAGAUUCUUCAGCAGGUUCCAUUUGUUGAUGGAAAAUAUGACAGUGACCUCAGCAACUAUGUCAAUGCUCAGUACUUUACCGAGAUCCAAUUGGGUACCCCAGGACAAACUUUCAAGGUAAUUUUGGAUACGGGGUCGUCAAACUUGUGGGUUCCUUCUGCUGACUGCUCGUCUUUGGCUUGCUUCUUGCACACCAAAUACGACCAUGACUCGUCUAGCACCUACAAGGCUAAUGGAUCUGAAUUCUCCAUCCAGUACGGAUCCGGAGCUAUGGAAGGUUAUGUCUCAAGAGACACUUUGGCGCUUGGAGACCUUAUCAUUCCAAGGCAGGAUUUCGCCGAAGCCACCAGCGAGCCUGGCUUGGCUUUUGCUUUUGGUAAAUUUGAUGGCAUUUUGGGUUUGGCUUACAACACCAUUUCCGUCAACAAAAUCGUGCCUCCUAUCUACAAUGCCAUUGACCAGGGCUUGUUGGACGAGCCUGUGUUUGCGUUCCGGUUGGGCGACACUUCCAAGGACGAAAAUGACGGUGGAGUGGCUACUUUUGGUGGCUACGAUAAGAGCCAAUUCACCGGCAAAAUCACAUGGUUGCCGGUCAGAAGAAAGGCUUACUGGGAAGUUUCUUUUGAAGGAAUUGGAUUGGGAGACGAGUACGCCGAGUUGACCUCGACUGGAGCCGCCAUCGAUACCGGAACCUCAUUGAUCACAUUACCAUCUUCUUUGGCCGAGAUCAUGAACACCAAGAUUGGCGCAACCAAGUCGUGGUCUGGCCAGUACCAGAUUGACUGUGAAAAGAGAGACUCGUUGCCCGACUUGACCUUGAACUUUUCCGGCUACAACUUUACUCUUUCACCUUACGACUACACUUUGGAAGUGGGUGGAUCAUGUAUUUCGGUAUUCACUCCAAUGGACUUCCCGGAGCCAAUCGGUGACCUCGCCAUUGUUGGAGAUGCGUUCUUGAGAAGAUACUACUCCAUCUACGACUUGAAGAAGGAUGCGGUUGGAUUGGCCAAGUCUGUUUAG
This is a messenger RNA of Meyerozyma guilliermondii ATCC 6260, 1227 nucleotides long. RefSeq names its product proteinase A (gene APR1). The coding region runs from base 1 to 1227 and encodes 408 amino acids. Lineage: Eukaryota; Fungi; Ascomycota; Pichiomycetes; Serinales; Debaryomycetaceae. The transcript has a single exon. Gene Ontology annotation, molecular function: aspartic-type endopeptidase activity. Gene Ontology annotation, cellular component: fungal-type vacuole. The record is from RefSeq and is a predicted model, not a curated record.